GUGUGGAGCGGGCAAAACUGCCCGGUACGGAACAGCGCAGGCCCGGGAGCCUCGUGCUUUGCUCACCCAGACAGGAAGCGGGAGAGUUCGCUGCUAUGAAUGUGACAUUUAUUUUGACAAAGCCUGGGAUACCCUGUAUGAAAUAGUCUUCCUAUCAUGAGAGCACUCACUUCCUCUAAAUGAGUUCAGCCCAUGUCUUCAUAACCCAUCCUGGGACUGAGAAGAUUACCAGGGUGGCCUGUUAUCCACCUGACUUCUGGUGGUAGUGUUUCUAGACUGGUGAAUGUCAGUUCUGGCUUCAGGAGGCUCCGUUCUAUCUCCUAGUCCUGAUUCCUCAGACCUUUUCCCUUUUGGAAGAGAAGCAGAAGAUGACCAAGUCUCAGGGUCCAGUGUCAUUUGAGGAUGUGGCUAUAGAUUUCACCCAGGAGGAGUGGCAGCAACUGGACCCUGCUCAGAGGACCCUGUACAGGGAUGUGAUGCUGGAGAACUACAGCCACCUGGUCUCAGUGGGGUAUCCAGUUUCCAAACCAGGUGUCAUAUCUAAGUUGGAACAAGGAGAAGAGCCAUGGAUCAUGAAGAGAGACGUAUCAAAUUGGAUCUAUCCAGACAGGGAGACUAGACUUGACACACAUCAAUUGGAUACACUUGGAGAUGUUUACUUUCAUAAGGACAUACUGGAAAGUGUCACAAGGGAUCAUUCAUUGUACUCCGUUUUAAAGGUCUGGCAAGGCGACCAGCUGGAGAGAUAUCAGGAAAAUCAAGACAGACUUCUCAGGCAAGUCACAGUCAUCAACAACAAAACAGUUAUUGAAGAGUCAAACUAUACAUAUAAUGCAUUUGGAAAAAUAUUUCAUAACUGCACAGACCUAGAUACUUCAAGACAAAGACUGUAUAAGUGUGAUUCAUUUGAAAAGAGCUUGGAACCUACUGUAAACCUAUUCAGUUGUAAUAGGGGUUAUGCAAGAAAAAACACAGAUGAGAAUUUUGGAUAUGGGAGAACACCUAGUUCUUCCUAUUCUAAGCUUGAAAAAAUUCAUAAUAGAGUGAAACACUGUGAAGAUAGUCAAUGUGGAAAAAUCAUCGGCGAUAAACAAUCUGUUAUUCAAUAUGUGAAUGUUGAAACGGGGGAGAAGAUCUGUGUAUGUAUUGAAUGUGGAAAAUCUUUUCUCAAGAAGUCACAGCUCAUUAUACAUCAAAGAAUUCAUACCGGAGAGAAACCUUAUGGUUGUAGUGCUUGUGGGAAAGCCUUCAGUGAGAAAUCACAUCUCAUUGUACAUCAGAGGACACAUACUGGGGAGAAACCUUACGAAUGUUCUGAAUGUGGAAAAGCCUUCUCUCAAAAAUCAUCCCUCAUUAUCCAUCAGAGAGUUCAUUCUGGUGAAAAACCAUAUGAAUGUAGUGACUGUGGGAAAGCCUUCUCCCAGAAAUCACCCCUCAUUAUACAUCAGAGAAUACAUACUGGUGAAAAGCCAUAUGAAUGUAAUCAGUGUAGGAAGGCCUUCUCCCAGAAGUCACAGCUGAUUAUACAUCAUAGAGCUCAUACUGGAGAGAAGCCCUAUGAGUGUACUGAAUGUGGGAAAGCCUUCUGUGAGAAGUCCCACCUCAUCAUACAUAAAAGGAUUCACACUGGGGAGAAACCCUACAAAUGUGCUCAAUGUGAGGAAGCCUUCAGCAGAAAGUCAGAACUCAUUAUACAUCAGAUAAUUCAUACUGGGGAGAAACCUUAUGAAUGUACUGCAUGUGGGAAGACCUUCUCCCGGAAGUCACAGCUCAUUAUACAUCAGAGAACGCAUACUGGAGAAAAACCCUAUAAAUGCAGUGAAUGUGGAAAAGCCUUCUGUCAGCAGUCACAUCUCAUUGGACAUCAGAGGAUUCACACAGGAGAAAAACCUUACGUUUGUACUGAAUGUGGGAAAGCCUUCUCUCAAAAGUCUCACCUCCCAGGGCAUCAGCGGAUUCAUACAGGAGAGAAACCUUAUAUAUGUGUUGAAUGUGGAAAAGCCUUUUCCCAGAAGUCAGACCUUGUUGUACAUCGGAGAAUUCAUACUGGGGAGAAACCUUAUCAAUGUGCUGUAUGUGGAAAAGCCUUCAUCCAGAAAUCACAACUCACUGUACAUCAGAGAAUUCAUAUAGUGGAGGCCACCAUCUUCAAGGUGGAGGUCGUGCAGCAAGGCGUGGCCCUGGAGGAGGGAGAGGUGGCGGGGAUCCGGGAGGAGUUAGGGCUGCUCGUGGAGGACAUCAUGCAAGUGUUGGAGGUGGUGGCAGAGGAGGAGCAGGAGAUGCAGGCGGAGGAGCGGGAGGAGAAGCCCCAGGAGCAGGAGCAGGAAGAGCCAGAGCCGGGACCCACGACAGCCUGGCCCCCGCUAGAGGCGCUGGGGGCCCUGCAGUUAGAGCUGAGCACUCUGAAUGUCCAAGCCAGCAGGAUCUAUUUUGACAAAGCCUGGAAUACCCCAUAUAAAACAGUCUGUCUAUCAUGGGAGCACCCACUUCCUCUGAACCAGUUAAGUCUUACCUACCUGACUCCUUCUGGGACUGAGAAGGAUUUCCCAGGCAUCUACCUUUUUAGAAGAGAGCAGAAAAUGAUGAAGUCCCAGGGGUUAGUAUCAUUCAAGGAUGUGGCUGUGGAUUUCACCCAGGAGGAGUGGCAGCAACUGGACCCUGCUCAGAAGACCCUGUACAGGGAUGUGAUGCUGGAGAACUACAGCCACCUGGUCUCAAUGGGGCAUCCAGUUUCCAAACCAGAUGUCAUCUCCAAGUUGGAACAAGGAGAAGAUCCAUGGAUCGUAAAGAGAGACAUACCAAAUUGGAUCUAUCCAUAUGAAGAUCAGGCAGAUGGGCGACAAGACAGGAAAAGUAACCUUGACAACACCCAGUCAUGUAUUUUGGGGUCUGUUUCCUUCCAUAAUAAGAUACUGAAAGGAGUCACAAAGGAUGGUUCAUUUUACUCCAUUUUAAAAGUCUGUCAAGGUGAUGGCCACCUGCAGAGAUGUCAGAAAAACAGACUUUUCAGGCAAGUAACAGUCAUCAACAACAAAACAAUGACUGUGGAGUCAGACCACAAAUAUAAUGCAUUGGGGAAAAUAUUUCAAGAAUGCAUAGGGUCAGAUACAUCAAGACAAAGACCCCAUAACUGUGAUGCAUUUAAAAAUAACUUGAAAUCUAGUAUUGACCUACCUAGUUGUAAUAAGAGCAAUUCAGGAAAAAACCCUGAUGAGAGUUUUGGAUGUGGAAAAUCAUCCAUCCAUGGUGUGUCCAAUCCUGAUCUUGAGAAAAUUCACAAUCGAGUAAUUCCCUGUGAUGAUAAUGAGUGUGGAAACAUUUUCAGCAAGAAACAAUCCCUUAUUCCGUAUCAGAAUGUUGAAACUAAGGAGAAAACCUGUGUAUGUAUUACAUGUGGAAAAGCCUUUGCUAAGAAGUCACAGCUCAUUGUACAUCAACGAAUUCAUACUGGGAAGAAACCAUACAAUUGUGGUGCAUGUGGGAAAGCCUUCAGUGAGAAGUUUCACCUCAUUGUACAUCAAAGAAUUCAUACUGGGGAGAAACCUUAUGAAUGUUCUGAAUGUGGAAAAGCCUUCUCUCAAAAAUCAUCCCUCAUUAUACAUCAAAGAGUUCAUACUGGGGAAAAACCAUAUGAAUGUAGUGACUGUGGGAAAGCCUUCUCCCAGAAAUCACCCCUCAUUAUACAUCAGAGAAUUCACACUGGAGAGAAACCUUAUGAAUGUAGAGAGUGUGGUAAGGCCUUCUCCCAGAAGUCACAGCUGAUUAUACAUCAUAGAGCUCAUACUGGAGAGAAGCCCUAUGAGUGUACUGAAUGUGGGAAAGCCUUCUGUGAGAAGUCCCACCUCAUCAUACAUAAAAGGAUUCACACUGGGGAGAAACCCUACAAAUGUGCUCAAUGUGAGGAAGCCUUCAGCAGGAAGACAGAACUCAUUACACACCAGUUAAUUCAUACUGGGGAGAAACCUUAUGAAUGUACUGCAUGUGGGAAGACCUUCUCCCGGAAGUCACAGCUCAUUAUACAUCAGAGAACGCAUACUGGAGAAAAACCCUAUAAAUGCAGUGAAUGUGGAAAAGCCUUCUGUCAGAAAUCACAUCUCAUUGGACAUCAGAGGAUUCACACAGGAGAAAAACCUUACGUUUGUACUGAAUGUGGGAAAGCCUUCUCUCAAAAGUCUCACCUCCCAGGGCAUCAGCGGAUUCAUACAGGAGAGAAACCUUAUAUAUGUGCUGAAUGUGGAAAGGCAUUUUCUCAGAAGUCAGACCUUGUUUUACAUCAGAGAAUUCAUACUGGGGAAAGACCUUAUCGGUGUGCUGUAUGUGGAAAAGCCUUCAUCCAGAAAUCACAACUCACUGUACAUCAGAGAAUUCACAGCAGUAGUAAAAUCAUAAUGAACUAAAAACACAGACAAGCUUUCAGUAUUAGCUCAAGCCUUAAUAAACAACAGAAACCUGAUUAAUUUGAUAAAUUUGUGGACAACAUCUUUAUAGAGAAAAUUUUACAAGAGAAUUUGUGUCUGUAGUGUGGUGAUAACUAACUCAGCAAAGAUGAUGGGAAAUAAUUACAUAAAUGAAGGACAUUUCACCAUGAUAUGUAAAGCUUUUAAAGUCAUGAACUGAAUGGUCAGUAGAACAAAUUAUGUAUAUAGAAUAUUGUCAAAUUACAUAUUCCUUAUUAUACCAUAACAAUAAACACAUUGUGAAAUUGCUAAUAUUAGCUUGCCAUUAUUUUGGCCAUGUACAGUAAUUCCCUGUAAAGGACAUGAAGAAAACUUGAGUUAAAAAAAUCAAUUCCUAGAAACUGUAUUAAUAAGGAGGGGCUUGGGAGUUCCCUGGUGGUAGGACUUGGCGCUUUCACUGCUGUGGCCCAGGUUCAAUCCCUGGUUGGGGAACUAAGAUCCUGCAAGCUGUGCAGAGCAGCCAAAAAAAAAAAAAAAAGGGUGGGGGGCUUAGCAUGAUCCCUAAAUAUACAUGUAAAAUUUUUAUACAAAGAUGGAAAGAUAGGUUGAUCAGAUUUAGUAAAGGUGAUAAUUAUACAUUUUCCCAUCUCAAGCAUAUAAGUUGAUCUGUAUCUCUGGAAGGACCCUGGACCUUGAAAUUGAUGCUUCUUGACCAAGUCUCCUCUUUACUCUCCCUUACUGGGAAUUUGGUAUAGUGGAAAGACUUUGGUACUGAACCAGAUGGUUUGGGUUUUAAUCCUGGCUCAACUACUCAAAAGAUUGUGUGACUUCAGGCAAGCCUACUUUACCCAUCUGAAUAUUUUUUCUUAUUGGUAAA
Messenger RNA from Balaenoptera ricei (Rice's whale), 5274 nucleotides. RefSeq lists its product as uncharacterized. Gene Ontology annotation, biological process: regulation of transcription by RNA polymerase II. The record is from RefSeq and is a predicted model, not a curated record. The transcript has 12 exons. The coding region runs from base 369 to 4397 and encodes 1342 amino acids. Lineage: Eukaryota; Metazoa; Chordata; Mammalia; Artiodactyla; Balaenopteridae. Gene Ontology annotation, molecular function: DNA-binding transcription factor activity; RNA polymerase II cis-regulatory region sequence-specific DNA binding.